AUGGGUUUCGCAGACAAGCGCAUCGCCAUCGUCGGCGGUGGCCUGGGAGGCACAGCCUUUUUAAACGCCGCCCUCUUCAGCGGUCUGAAGAAAGUCCAACUCUACGAGCAAGCGCCCCAAUUCGGCGAAGUCGGCGCCGGCGUAAAUAUCACCUCAAACGCCAAUCGCGUCCUCGACGCCUUCGGCCUGAAGGAAAGCAUGACUGCCAAGUCCAGCCGCAAACUCCCCUCAUACAUGGAAUACCACAGCUACCAGACCGGCGACUAUCUCGGCCACAUCGCGGAAUUCUCGCAACCGCCCGCCCGCCUCCUGCACCGCGCACAUCUGCUAGAUUCGCUGAAGGAGCGUGUUCCAGAAUCAUCUCUUAACCUGGGUAAGCGACUGUCAUCAAUUGAUCGAAAUGCCGCCGGCGCUUCUGCGCCAUACACACUCCAUUUCGAGGACGGCAGCACUGCCGAAGCAGACAUCGUCAUUGGAUGCGAUGGUAUCAAGUCGAAUGUCCGUCUCGAUAUGGGCUUGGGUGACUCGCCGAAUUACUCGGGCCAGGUUGUAUACCGCGGCUUCGUAGACUACAAGGACCUGCCCACCGAGACGGCACAAUUGCUCCGUAAGACGGUCAAUUUCCGCGGUCCGAAGUGCCACGUUCUGAUUCUGCCUAUUGGAAAUGAGGAGACGAAGACUGACCGUGCGGCUGUUAUUGGAUUUAUGUCUGAGUCGCUUGAUGCGUGGGAUUCAGAGAGCUGGAUGUCUCGCUCUGAUAUCGAUAGCUUGCAGGAACAUGUUAAGGACUGGUGUCCCCAAGUGCAGGAUAUCAUUGCCGGUCUGCGGAAGGGCUCGGCGGAUGGGAAGAUGUUGAAGCAGGCACUUUACGUGCGCGAUCCGCUGGAUAAGUGGUUCGAGAUGAAGGAGGGCCAGAAGGAUGCGGGUAUUAUUUUGCUGGGUGAUUCGGCUCACUCUACGCUGCCUCACCAAGGUAUGUUCAUCAUUUUUGAUGGCUCGAAGCCUCCUCCCCUCCCACCGACGCAAUUGACUAAUCUGGAUGCAAUAGGUCAAGGAACCUGUAUGGCUAUUGAGUCUGGUAUUGCCCUCGCGACUGUUCUGCGCCACUGGAAGGGUGAUGAUCUCGCUGCCGCAUUCCAGUUCUACCAGGAUCUCCGAAAGCCCCGGACAGACCGUGUCACGCAGACUAGCUACGAGGCUGGUAAGCUAGCGAGCUCUGAUAGCCCUGACCAGAUGACCAACAACUUCAACCCGGAGGCGCUAGGUGAGCGGAUGAAGUGGAUUAUGGAAUAUAACGUUCUGGAGGACUUGAAAAGUAAGGGAGCUGGUGUGCUAGACUUCCAAGACUCGAGACUCUAA
Messenger RNA from Penicillium manginii, 1359 nucleotides. RefSeq lists its product as uncharacterized. The coding region runs from base 1 to 1359 and encodes 452 amino acids. Lineage: Eukaryota; Fungi; Ascomycota; Eurotiomycetes; Eurotiales; Aspergillaceae. The record is from RefSeq and is a predicted model, not a curated record. The transcript has a single exon. Gene Ontology annotation, molecular function: monooxygenase activity; FAD binding.